CCCUUAUCCUUUCUCUGCAACAAGCUAUGGCAGCAAAGAUGUUAUCAUCAUCCCCACAUCCACACCCUCUCUGUUCUCUCCCAUUUCACACCAACCUCCACAAACUACAACCAUGGCUCGGGUGGCAGCAGCUGCAGCAACAACACCCUCCAAGAUCAAGGAAGCUCCACGUGUCACUUCACGACGCUGCCACCUCAUCUUCAGCUCUUGUGCACCUAAACCCCAGUUCUCUGCUGUUGCUUACAGAGAGUGCUGGUUAUUCCAUGGCCAGUUAUUACACUUCUCUUGGUCUCUUUGUUAUCUCUGUUCCUGGCCUUUGGUCCCUCAUCAAACGUUCUGUCAAAUCCAAAAUUGUGAAGAAGACUUUCAUAGGUGAAGGUGAAAAGAAGCCACCAAAUCAGGUUGCAGGGGAGAUACUAUCAUUCUUCACUCGUAACAACUUUCAAGUGACUGAUAGAGGAGAAACAGUUACGUUUGAAGGAAUGAUGGUUCCCAGCAGGGGCCAAGCAGCACUAUUAACUUUCUGCACUUGCAUCAGCCUUGCAAGUGUGGCACUUGUGCUUACCAUAACCGUCCCUGAUUUUGGUAAUAACUGGUUUGGGAUUACCAUCUUAAGUCCACUGGCAGGUGCUUAUUACUGGACUCGAGCAUCUAGAAAGGAGCAGAUUAAGGUGAAACUAAUAGUUGGAGAUGAUGGGACCUUAUCAGAGAUCAUUGUUCAAGGUGAUGACCAACAAGUAGAGGAAAUGAGAAAGGAUCUCAAGUUUAGUGAAAAGGGAAUGGUUUAUGUUAAAGGCAUCCUUGAGAGGUGACCCAUUUCAUCAAACAGCACAGCAGGAGGUAAAGGAAUUAUCGAGUGGGCCUAUCAAAAAUUGCCACAGCUUGUACUUUGGAACAAAUGUGGUAAACCAGUAUGUUCAAGCACCUAGUUGAUUCAGACCAAAAGAGAAGAAAAAAAAUCCAGCUGACAAUUUUGAGAUUCGCCUCAGGCUCACCAGCAUAGACUGUAUAGUUCACUAAAUAAUUACGAUUCUUACUUUCGAGUUGUGUGUUCUCAACAUGUUCAGUGACUACUUUUUUGAUUCGUUAUACACCCAGCACAACACAAUGUAUGCAUAAGCAAAAUGCCAUAUUCCCCAA
This is a messenger RNA of Lotus japonicus, 1140 nucleotides long. Its product is annotated as protein COFACTOR ASSEMBLY OF COMPLEX C SUBUNIT B CCB1, chloroplastic. Bases 27 to 812 code for a protein of 261 amino acids. The record is from RefSeq and is a predicted model, not a curated record. The transcript has 4 exons. NCBI's taxonomy places the organism in Eukaryota, Viridiplantae, Streptophyta, Magnoliopsida, Fabales, Fabaceae.